CUUUAAAAUGGUGGAGCUUGACCACCUCUCAUUCAACGUUACACCAGAGGUGAGAGGGGACAUCACUGUGACCUGUUGGCAACCAGAUUUUCUCAUUGAAUAUCCUGUCAUGGGUAACUCGGCAUCCACCGGCUUCAUCACUCCUACUCCUAAGAAACUGUCUUGGGGACGCCUGAAAGAGGACACAGUCAAGCUGGAGGAUUUCUUGACACAAUAUGAAGAGGACUUCUGGAGUGUUAAAACAAAGAAAAGCUUCUCUGUGAAAAAGGUCCACCUCACACACAGCAUCCGUUAUGCUGACCUAGCUGUUCAAAACAGUGAGAGUUUUUAUCCAAACAGGGACGGAAUGCUGAACCCUGCUUUUGUUGGAGAUCAGGGUCCGUGAACUGCUCAACUCCAUAUGGACAAUUAAACCUACACAAAAACUCAGCAAGAAGAUCCUCAAGGAUUUAAUAUUCAAAGAAGCAAAACCUGUGAUAUUCCUGUAACAUGAUUAUGUCUGUCAUAGAGGGCUUCAGCUAAGAGAGUGAUCAUUCUCACCACAAGACCGUAGGAGUGAAAAAUAGAACAGGAAGUGAGCCCUCAGUGUAACGUGAGAGUGGAGAAUGAAGCAAAAGUAGAGAGGUGUUCUUUUUAAUUUUGCACUGGGUGCAAAUGCAGUUUUGAUGUUGAUGUAAAUCGAUGUUAAGAUAAUAAUACGCGCAGGACACAAGACAUCCUGUGACUUCAGGAUCUGUAAACAUCAAGUGAGCAAAGAAAAUCCUUUCUUGAUUCAUCUGCAUCAGUGAUAGACACAUACCAGUGUAAGGUCUGACCGUGAGAGAACAAGAUGGAAACUCUGUUUCUCUUCCUUUUCCUGAAAGUUAUUCAAGCUGAAGCCUUGUCUUGGACGCUUCAGGUGCCAUCUUCAGUUAAAGGCCUCCCUGGAUCCUGUGUGGUGAUUCCCUGCUCAUAUAACUACCCUGAUCCGAGGAAGACGGUCACUCAAUUCACUGGGACUUGGCAUGAGGACACAAAUAAGCUUAUCUAUCACCCUGUUGCCUCUGAAAUCACGCAGCAGUAUCAAGGUCGAACCGAGCUGCUGGGAGAUGUCAGACAAAAGAACUGUUCACUGAAGAUUGAUCCUCUUCAACAAAGUGACCGUGGGCCUUUUCAUUUCAGGAUCGAAAUUGGAAACUAUGACAUUUUUUCUUACCUGCAGAACAAAGUCUCCAUUACAAUGAUAACUGAACCAAAUCCCAUCAAUUUCUCUGUGAAAGAGGAAGUGGAGGAAGGCGUAAAGGUGUCUGCGUCCUGCUCUGUGUCUCACUCCUGCCCCGCCUCUCCCCCUGUCUUCACCUGGAGUCACUCUGGACAAGAACAUUUCCAACCACAGCAGCUUGAAAAUGGCCAGUGGGAAGCAACGUCCACGCUGACCUUUCAACCCACCCGCACUGAUAACAACAAGCCUUUACAAUGCACCGUAACAUACAAGGGAGGGCAGCACCAGAAAACAUCCAAGGUCCUCAACGUAAAAUAUGCCCCUGUGAACGUGAAGGUUGAAUACAAGUCAAAUGUAAAGGAGGGAGAGGAUGUGAGGCUGAAAUGCACCAGUGAUGCUCACCCUGCCAGCAACUUUGAGUGGCGAAGUGACACUGGUGCUCAACUGCACAAGGGAAACCUCUACAUGCUGAAAAACGUCUCCAGACACACAGGUGCCCUGUAUUGUAUUGCCAUCAACAAAAUGGGACAGGGCAGAUCAAGCCCUGUUCAGCUCAACGUGUCAUAUGCCCCUGAGAUUAGGAAUGACUCUUCCUGCUACUACUGUGUGGUAAACAACACGGUGGGCAAUGCCAACAUCACACUAACUUUACCGGAUAAAAGUGAGAUACCGACUCUUUAUUUUGCCAUCGCCAGUGGAGCUGCAGCUGCGAUUUUGGUGAUACUAAUAGUGAUGGCAGUGGUUAAGAAAUGUAGGGGGAGAUCUGGAGGUGUGCCACCAUCUCAAAUGCAGACCAUGACAGCACACAAAACUGUGGCGGUCCCCAACUACUCUACAACACCAAGGAAAGAGAUGUGCUAUGAUGAUGAACAGUACCCUAGCAAUGAUCAUAUAUAUGGCAACAUGGAGACUGAAUGGACAACAAACGAUGAUGCAAUAUACACCAAUGCAUAAUAUGAACAAGAACAUUCCUGAUUGGUCCAGGAGAACUGCUGCAGUCCAUCUGUGUGUCCUCUCACUGAUGUGAUUAUUAUGUGGGUCAAGACAGUUACAACUGUUAAUGUGCUAUUUUCUGUACAGUACAUUUCACAUAUAUUCUGUUCACAUAUAUUUUUCAAAAGUACUGUGUUUGAAAAUAAUCCUAUUGCUCAUGAUCUUUUGUGUCUGCAUGUUUUUCUGUAGUCCAGAAACAAAACUUUAUUGCAGUCACCUGUUCUAUUUGUUGUUUUAGUGCUUUUUGUGAAGCUUUAUUGUCUGUUUUCUUGCCCACAGUGUCACUAGGUUUAACUAUUUUAGUUUCUACCUUUUCUGUCUGCAUCUCUCUCCCAGCUAUUUAACUUUUUACCUGUCUGAGCAAUAGUCUGAGUGCUUGUCUGAGCGGAGGUCUGAACUGGUCCUGCGCUACUGGAUUCACUGUCAGAUGGCGGCCAAUCUAAGGGAGGUGCAGAGGGUCCUGCAGUUACUCUUAUAUCUGUAUCCCUGACUGUAACAUCAGUGUUCAGCAGCGCGGUGGCAUAUUCUAUAAACGACCAUAAACUGCCAGUGUGAUUAGCUGUUCUUUUUGCAUGAAGGCCAGCAAUUUUAAAAACACAACUCUCACUAAAAGGAAACCAUGGAUGCGGGUGCAAAUUAGCCCAUGCAUAGCACAUGGCAGCAGCUUCUUUUUCCACUUGGUUCAGAUGUUUAAGCUUGAUCUGACAUAUUUCAGAAUGUUUCAGCAUUAUAGCAUUACUAAGCAGUGGGAGAGUGUUGGAGCUUAUCUUUGUGCAUAUUUUGUAAAUUUCAUCUAUUUUUGAUAUGACCAUUUUAACUUCAUCUGAGUCAUCUGGGGACCCAGAGAAAGACACACGUUGGCUUUUAGGUGUCUUUGGUGACUUUGGAGAGCAGACUUCUGAUGCUAUCUUUUCCCACUGUGAUAUGCACUUGCACAUUUACCGAUAUUCCUAAUCAGCUGUCCUUUUCCUGGAUUUCAUGAUGUCCGUCAUCAUUUUCAUCUUUUUGGAGGAGAAUGACCCAGCAAUUGGCCAUUCUCCGUCAGUCCACAUACUUAUUUCAUAAAUAAAGGGCAAUACAAUGUACUAUCCAGCUUCUAAAGCGACAUCUUUGUUUGCCUUUUGUUUUUCCCUUCAAAUCUGGUUUAUUUUGGAUUGUAAGUGUUUAGGAAUUUCCGGAAGUGUCAUUUCUAUUGCCUGAGCUUUAGUGUUGUUCGAGGCCGUUUUAGAGGCACAUUUCAUUACUUACUGAACGGUAACAAUGGAUGAGGAUCAUAAACCAAGAAACAAAAGGAAAAAAGGUUUUGUACUUACAGAUUUUAGAAGAGAUGGAUGAGAACAACAAACAGUAUCAUAUGAGUUAGAGUAACAUGAGGUAGUUUCCUGUAAGGUAACUAAAGCAGCAUCAACUUACACAAUACAACAUAUAUUUCAUACAUUCGAUGCAACUGGAUGCUCUUGUGGGUUUACAUUUAGAUUGUGAAUUAAAGGCAUCUGUGGUGGCUGUGGGAUUACUACACCACACUCAGAGUGUGUUUCUCUCCCUCCUUUUUCUCUCUGCUGCCAGAGUGAGUCAUGCCCUAAGCACACUUCAAGCAAGGGAAAAACAGUCACUGCAAUUCACAUAUAUUAAGCCAAAUAUUCCUUUUAAGUACAAUUUCUAAUUUGUUUUUUUGGAAUAUUGUCAAGAGGCACACAGGGUAAGACAAAGAAAAUAAAAUAAUUCUUAUUACUUACCCAGUGUCCGUCUGUCUUGGAUUCCUUGCCGACAACGGCAGUUUGUUGGAGAAAUCUUGUACUUGAUCAAUAUCUGUCCAAUAUACACUUUGA
Thunnus maccoyii (southern bluefin tuna) is the source of this 4023-nucleotide messenger RNA. RefSeq names its product myelin-associated glycoprotein-like. The transcript is spliced from 11 exons. Bases 830 to 2155 code for a protein of 441 amino acids. The record is from RefSeq and is a predicted model, not a curated record. Lineage: Eukaryota; Metazoa; Chordata; Actinopteri; Scombriformes; Scombridae.